Molecule: messenger RNA, 1132 nt
Organism: Branchiostoma belcheri (Belcher's lancelet)
Lineage: Eukaryota; Metazoa; Chordata; Leptocardii; Amphioxiformes; Branchiostomatidae
Product: sorbitol dehydrogenase-like
Exons: 9
Coding region: 89-1132 (347 amino acids)
Biological process (GO): D-sorbitol catabolic process
Molecular function (GO): zinc ion binding; L-iditol 2-dehydrogenase (NAD+) activity
Source: RefSeq, a predicted model, not a curated record
AGCGCCAAGGACGUUACAUGAACUUUGGUCAGACUGGUGUAGAAUUUUAGUUGAAAUCUCUUGCUGUGACACGCCAAGAAGGCUCAACAUGAGCGAAGCUAAUCUUUCCGCUGUGGUUGUGGAGAAAGGCAAGCUGAUAUUGGAAGAAGGGCCCAUUCCCCAACCAGGCAAACAUGAGGUCCAACUUGCGAUACACUCUGUGGGCAUCUGCGGCACGGAUGUCCACGUCCUCACGGAAGGGUCCCUCGGCAAGUUCAUGCUGACCGAUCCCAUGGUCUCCGGCCACGAGGCCAGCGGAACAGUGCGGCAGGUCGGAGAGGGGGUGACCCAUCUAGCAGUCGGCGAUCGGGUGGCCGUAGAGCCGGGUAUAUCGUGCAGGUACUGUACCAACUGUAAGGCGGGUCGGUACUACCUGUGCCCCCACCUGGAGUAUCCGGUCCAUGGCUUAAUGUGCAGGUACAAAGUCCACCCUGCCGACCUGUGCUACAAGCUGCCUGAUAACGUGAGCCUGGAGGAGGGGGCGCUGUUGGAGCCUCUGUCGGUGGCUGUGCACGCCUGCAGCAGGGCAGGGAUUACUGUAGGCUACAGGGUCUUCAUCAGCGGAGCAGGGACCAUAGGCCUGGUGUGCCUCCUGGCGGCGAAGGCGAGGGGUGCAGCUAAGGUUAUCAUUUCCGAUGUCAAUGCCAAGAGGCUGGAGGUCGCUCAGCAGAUGGGAGCCCACGUGACCGUGCACGUGACGUCACGUGACAGGCAGGCAAUGGCGGACCAGGUGGUUGGAGCUUUGGGCGGGCAUGCUGACGUCACCAUGGAGUGUUCCGGGGCAGAAGCCGCCGUACAGACAGGGAUAUAUGCCACUAAGUCCGGGGGCGUGAUGGUGCAAGUCGGUCUGGGCGCAGACAUGAUCACCAUCCCGCUUGUUGACGCUGCCUUGAGGGAGGUCGACAUCAGGGGCACCAAUGCCUACCCAAACUGCUAUCCUACCGCCCUGUCCAUGGUAGCCUCGGGCCAGGUGAACUUGAAGCCUCUGGUCACUCACCGCUACAGCCUGGAACAGGCGCUGGAGGCCUUCGAAGCCGUGAAGAAAGGGGAAGGGAUCAAAGUCAUGGUGAAGUGUGACAAGACCAAUGUUUGA